Myxocyprinus asiaticus (Chinese sucker) is the source of this 8432-nucleotide messenger RNA. It is a transcript of the gene actr8, whose product is annotated as actin related protein 8. The record is from RefSeq and is a predicted model, not a curated record. Lineage: Eukaryota; Metazoa; Chordata; Actinopteri; Cypriniformes; Catostomidae. Bases 132 to 1985 code for a protein of 617 amino acids. Gene Ontology annotation, biological process: regulation of DNA-templated transcription; double-strand break repair. Gene Ontology annotation, cellular component: Ino80 complex. The transcript has 14 exons.
UUUCCAACCGCCAAUAGAAGAAAAAGAGAAGCGUGGUUUGGACAGUCUCAUUCAUGUGUGAACAGCACUCGCUGUACUGUUGACAAACAUUCAGCAGACAAAUAGAGUUCUUCAUCAUCAUCUUAAUCAGCAUGACUCAGACAGACAGAGAUGCAGAAAACGGCAGAGACAGAGAGAAAGAGCAGCGCGGUGUCAAGAGACCCAUAAUGCCGGCUGCUGUAUCUGAACCACUUCAAGAGCAAAUUCAAGCCAACUUCAUAGUGGUGAUUCAUCCUGGGUCAAGAACGUUGAGGAUCGGUCGAGCGACAGACACACAACCCAUCUCCAUCCCUCACGUCAUUGCCCGCAGACACAAACAGCCCGGACAGCCCCGAUACGAGGACCAAUGCUUCUUAAGAGUGGGACUCAACUCAGCAGACAGUACUGAUCAGAGACAGAAUGGACUGAAGAUGGUGGAUCAGGCCAUCUGGUCCAAGAAAAUGUCCAACGGUGUGAGAAGAACACCAGUGUCUGCAGAGCAGGCAAGAUUGUAUAACAGACAAAUACGACCCGCAGUUCUCGACCCAAACUCUAAAGUGAAAUGGACAAUUACAACUCAUCAGCCUGAAUACCUAAUAGGAGAAGAGGCAUUAUAUGUAAACCCGACAGACUGCUACAGCAUCCACUGGCCCAUCUCCAGAGGUCAUCUGAACAUUCACAGUGGCCUGGGCGGAUCUCUCACUGCGGUGCUGGUCCACCUGGAGAACAUCUGGUCUCACGCUAUUCACAGGCUUCUAGAAAUCCCUCUGAAGGAUCUGAAGUAUUACAGGUGCAUUCUCUUGAUUCCGGACAUCUAUAACCGACAGCACGUGAAGGAGGUUGUCAACAUGCUGUUGGUUAAAAUGGGCUUCUCAGCGGUUGUCGUGCAUCAGGAGUCGGUGUGUGCGACGUUUGGCAGCGGUCUGAGCAGUGCAUGUGUGGUAGAUGUGGGUGACCAGAAAACGAGUGUGUGCUGUGUAGAAGAUGGCGUGUCUCACCGCAACUCCAGGUUGUGUCUUGCGUACGGAGGCUCUGAUGUGACGCGAUGUUUCUUCUGGCUCAUGCAGAGAGCUGGAUUUCCCUACAGAGAGUGUCAGCUCAACAACAGACUCGACUGUGUUCUGCUGCAACAGCUCAAAGAGUCAUUUUGCCAUUUGGAUCAGGAUAUUUCUGGGCUACAGGAUCAUGAGUUUCGCACACGUUUCCCUGAUUGCCCUGUACUGCUGUAUCAGUUACGGUUAGGAGAUGAGAAACUGCAGGCUCCCAUGGCAUUAUUUUACCCUGCUGCGUUUGGAAUUGUGGGGCAGAAGAUGACAUCACUACAGCACCGUUCUCAAGGAGACGCUGAAGAUCCACAUGAUGAGCACUUCCUGUUGACCACCCAAAGCAAACAAGACCAGUCUUCUAAAGGCAUAGCAGACAGAAAGUCAUUCCCUAAGGCUGCUGGUUUUGAGGGUGAAUCUACCAGUGACCCAUCUGAAAAGGGAACUCUCGUUCAGGAUGUGGAGUUGGGUCACACUGCAGGCGAGUGCCUGAUCACUGGAGCAGAUACAGAUGAAACACCCUCAGCUCUGAUGUCCAGGAAAACGGCCAUGAGUCAUUUUGAGGGGAAAGCACUUGGCAUGGAUAAAGCCAUCUUGCACAGCAUCGACUGCUGCUCGUCCGAUGAAAGCAAGCGUAAGAUGUACAGCUGUAUUCUGGUGGUGGGUGGCGGGCUGUUGUUUCACGGAGCUCAGGAGUUUCUGCAGCAUCGCAUCCUCAAUAAGAUGCCUCCGUCCUUCCGCUGUCUGGUGGAGAAUGUUGAUGUCAUCACACGACCAAAGGACAUGGAUGCUCGUGUCAUCGCAUGGAAGGGUGGAGCAGUGCUGGCAUGUUUAGACACCACACAGGAGCUGUGGAUUCACCAGCAAGAGUGGCAGCGCUUCGGCGUGCGCAUGCUCCGUGAGCGUGCAGCAUUCGUCUGGUGACACCACAGGAUUCCUCAUGGUGGCGUAGUGACUCGCCUCAAUCCGGAGGACAAAUCUCAGUUGCCUCCACAUCUGAGACCGUCAAUCCGCGCAUCUUAUCACGUGGCUUGUUGAGCGCGUUACCGCAGAGGCAUUGUGUGUGUGGAGGCUUCACGCUAUUCUCCGCGGCAUCCACGCACAACUCACCACGCACCCCAGCAAGAGCGAGAACCACACAUUAUAGCAACCACGAGGUGGUUAACCCAACGUGACUCUACCCACCCUAGCAACCGGGCCAGAAGCCUGACUGGAGUCACUCAGCACACCUCGGAUUCAAACUUGUGACUCCAGGUGUGGUAGUAGUCAGCAUCUUCACUUGCUGAGCUACCCAGGCCCCCAAUUUCAUAAUUCUAAUAUUUAAGCAAUAUCACACAAGGAAGAGUGCUGUUGUUUUGAAUAUUAGUGUGCCUCUGUACAACCAAUGUUAUAUAAAAAAGUAAUUUUUAUCUUGUUGUUGUAUUGAAUAUGAGGCCUCCCUACAGUUAAAUCAAAGACAAUAUAAUAGUUUUGUAAAAAGGAAGUAGUCGAAGUUUAGAGUACAUAAGACUGAUUUAUACCCACACUGUUUUUGUGCCCAUAAUUUAAAAAAAAUCUGGGAUGAAGUGAUCAGACCGAUAAACUACAAAAAAAUAAAUAUUUUUAAUAACACGUUUGAAGUGCACCCUGAAAACCUUAUUCUUGGUAAACUUCCUCCACUUAAGAAAUAAAACAGAAAAAUACUGUAUACUUUGAGUAAUCAGGAUAGCAGCUUUAAAGUAGAUAAUAAGGACUUAAAUCAAUGUCUGUUUCUCACCCAAAGUUCACCCACUUCAGAAGACAUGGAUUAAACCACUCGAGUCGUAUUGUCAUCUCGUAGGACACUACAUGAUAGACCACAUUUGAUAAAUGCCCUAAAAAAGUGUAUUAAAGGGAAAAGAAAUGAAAAGAUGUAAAAAGGAGGGAUGGUAGUGGGUGGGGAGGGGGUCAAGCACAACAGCUCACUGUCAUUCACGAUAGAGCUGGCUGAACAUCAAAAUGUGAGAGGAAACAAAAACAAAACAGUUUGAUUUCAAAGAGGAUGGUGUGUUGGAAGGAUAGAGAGAGAAAACACAAGGGUUUCUGAAGUUCCAUCAUGCGACCAAAAGUUGAAAACAUUUCAGCUUUUGCUGCAAUGCACUUUGGCAUAGGUAUGUCUGUAGGCAGGACUAGUUGCACUGUGAAAUAAAAAAGGCGGCGGACAAACUCAAGCAUGUGGUGUAUUAUUUCCCUGUCAGGCUAAAAAGAUAGCAAUUGUGGAGAGAGAUCCUGGAGUAGAGUUUUAAUGUUUACUAGUACAUUGUCAAAAAUAAAUAUUUUAAAUAGUCAUCCCUAUCCAUGACCGCCUCUUCCCUGUGUGGGACACACCUUCCAAACGGACAUUACGUACUCCCAUGCAUCAAACGCUCCAUCUGAGCUUUCCUUAGUGUGUAAGUGACGCGCUGCAACGGACACUUCCAGUAUAGACUGCAGCAUGGAUUAUAAUGGUUAUAUUGCUUUUGAGACGCCACUUGCAUCCAGUGUAGACAGGGUAGUAGCGUACUCUACUACCAAUAAUUAUUUUUGUUUUUUACACACAUACCUCAUUUUAUUAUGUUGCUUCAAAAUUAGUUUUGAAACUGGAACGAAAUGGCUGGAAAAAAAAAACUUUACCCUUAACAAUUAGCAUAAUGUGUGCUAUAAUUUUUUUUAAUUGUGGAAACUGUAUAUAUUUGUUAACAUCUAAAAAAAACAUCUGUUUGGGUUUCAUGACCCUUUAAAACCAAAAUGGUCCAAUCAACCCUCCAUAUAGUCCCAACCUGUUCGCCAUGCUAGCUCCACCCUUCAACCACCACAGGCCCUGUUACAGCAAAUUAAGAAAAUAAGGGGGGAAAAAACAGGGCAGACAGGAGAAAAUCAGUAAGGGGUUGACCAAUGAAAAAAAUACAGGGCGAACAGUCCUGCGUUACAGAAGAAAUGACACACUCUGUUCCCAGCUCUCAACGGUAGGGUAAAUGAGAAGCGUGUUUAAUAAGCACAGCAAAGCGACAGCUCCAGAGACUUGAACUCUCAAUGAAUAGGGAGAACAUCAAGUCAUUAUAAGCUGCUUGUGCAGCUUUGGAAGAACGGCAUCGGUGGCAAACACUUUUUUUAUUUUUAUACAAGAAAUCUUCAGGCAUUGCCGCUUCAUACCAUUUCUGUAAAUAACGGUAAACGUCUCACCUGAGUGCGUACAUGUCCACUAAUAUAGCCCAGUGACAAAAUAUCACUGACAUAAACCACCAUGAACAAUUGCAGCAUGCCAGAGCGAGCCAUUAAUUGCCACGGAACAGGCAUGGCCGCUGGAUAUGUAGAAGAGGAGGGACUCUGGCUCAAGCCAGUGAAAAUCACCCUCAAAUUCUCCACGCUUUGUGAUCCGUCCUCGCUAGAUAUAGGGAGGAUACAGGGACGGCGUCAGCUUCCUCAGAAGCUGGUCGAGAGCACGGCAUUUGAGUAUUACGUGCUCGCAAUAAUACGAUUAAUCUCAAUGAGCGCUGCAUGCCAGGCAGGGAUAAUGUUUGUGACAUAGCACCCCUCUAAUCAUAAACUAUGAUAAUGCGCCACGCAUCAUGGCCGUACUGGUCUUUACAUAGAAAAGAGAAAUGCUUGGCGCAAGCCGGGGACAAAACAUCCUUAAGUUCUCCAUGCUCUAUAUCCCAUCCUCACACACCUCCCUCAUGCGGUCCCUCAGGAGCAUGGCGGGAGGAGAGGGGACCGGUUUCGGCUUUUAGAACUAACGCAAACGGAGAGUAAAUUGUUUUGAGUUAUGCGCCCUCCAAAAAUGCAAACUCGGCGAGUGCUGUCAACAUGGGCUCUGCCCAGACAAUCACAGCACUUGUGUUAAACGGGCGAAGACACCCGAUGUAGAGGAAAGGAGAAACACAAGGCAUGAGCUAGCGAUAAGUCCUCCUCAAAUCUCCAUGCUCUAUUCCCCGUCCUCACAUACCUCCCUUGUGCGGUUCCUCGGAAGCCGCAGGAGGAGUAUAGCGGGAGGAGAGGGGGAUGGCUUCAGCUUUUAGAAUGAAAAACAAGCCGAGAGCAAGCGUCUUUUAAGAUUCAUGCAAUCAUAGUGAACACAGUCAGCCUCAAUGAGCGCCGCUGUAUGCAAAAUAAAAUAGCUUGUGCCCGCCAGACAGAGGGUUUUCAUGUGCUUGUGGAAACAUUUGCAAAAUGGCAUCUUUAUAAAGAAGUCAUUAAGCAAACGGCUCUUUUACGAUUGUGCACAGUAUACAAAUACACAAACACAAUCAGGCUGUAGCACUUAUGUUACACACUUAUGUUACAAAUCCAACAAUCCAGUAAUUCAAAGGAUACUUUCCAUUGAGGCCCACAGGCAGCAGAAUAAUCCGUUCACUGUGAAGUGAUGAAAACGACGAUGUCUCGCCCACCCGCUCUUGACAGCAAUUCUUGUAGAGAGAAAUUACAUUUUCGUGCAGAGUACGAGAGAGAGAUUAUAGACAUCCUGAAGAAGAAAAUUCUUUAGAGAUAGCAUUCUGCACCGUCUUAAUAUACACGCCCGCGAUGGAGGCGCAGCACAAAUCUGGCAAUUAAAAUUGCUGAGAUUUUAAAGAGUUUCGCUACCGGCCGCAAGAUCCGGAGGAACCGCGGCCGUCUGCCAGGAAUGGGGGGGGGGGCGGUUACGUCCGCCAGGGGCCGGAGGACACGCUGUCGUCUGUCGGGGGAGGAGCGAGCUGGCGUCCGCCAGAGGGCGGAGGAACGGUUGAGGACAGGGCGACAGCGCGUCCAGGAGCCAGUGAGCAAGUUCUUCUCUCUCUCUCCUCUCUCUGUGUCGCCACUCACCCUUUCCCUCUCCCCACACCUCCCCUCGUCUCUCCCCCAGGUUCACAGGAGGCGGGGUGGACCACCGGCUGACAGAACGGCCGGAAUGGUAGCGUCUCCCCCCUCCCCAGGGAUGUGGUGGCGCCCCGGUCUGCCCGAGAUAAGGGGCAGCCAGAGACGCCGUUUCGAGAGACGCACGCAGCCGCGCUGCAUGUGUGUCUGUGUUUAUGUUGAGUUUUAUCAUUAAACGUUAUGUUUACUGUUCAGCCGGUUCCCGCCUCCUCCUUGCCCAUCCUUAUACCGUUACAGCAUACUAUGGUCAAAGCCUUCGCUAAAGACUUUGCCAUAAUAUUACGGAGAGGAUAAACUGCAGGGUACCAUGUUUAGGCACACAUAACAGUAAGCAAAUAAGUACUGCCAGAAUUUGAAUGUGACAGUGGACCAACACAAUCAAAAAUCAAGUGUUCAAAUGGCUGACCUAUCUCAAAAAUAGGAGACAAAUAAAUCAGUUUCCCAGUCAAUUGUUUCCAGUUAUUGGCAGCAUAUCACCCUGCAGCUUUCAUCACGGGGCGUUGUGACACUCAUCAAAAAUCCAUUGGCAAGGCUGCAUAAAUAAAGUGGGGGAAACAAUCCAAGCUCAUUCAAAAUGUACAGUAUUUACAAUAAAGAAAUCAAUGAUAUACAACGAUAAACUCUUCAUCAGAUUAUAUAUAUAUAUAUAGAGAGAGAGAGAGAGAGAGAGAGAGAGAUAUACACACACACAGUUGAAGUCAGAAGUUUACAUACACUUAGGUUGAAGUCAUUAAAAUAAUUUAACCACUCCACAGAUUUCAUACUAGCAAACUAUAGUUUUGGCAAAUCGUUUAUUUACUUUGUGCAUGACACAAGUAAUUUUUCCAACAAUUGUUUACUAACAGAUUGUUUCACUGUUAACAGACUAUAUAACAAUUCCAGUGGGUCAGAAGUUAACUGUGCCUUUAAGCAGCUUGGUAAAUUCCAGAAAAUGAUGUCAAGCCUUUAGACAAUUAGCUUCUUAUAGGAGGUGUACUGAAUUGGAGGUGUACCUGUGGAUGUAUGUUAAUGCCUACCUUCAAACUCAGUGCCUCUUUGCUUGACAUCAUGGGAAAAUCAAAAGAAAUAAGCCAAGACCUCAGAAAAAAUUUGUGGACCUCCACAAGUCAGGUUCAUCCUUGGGAGAGAUUUCUAAAUGCCUUAAGGUACCACGUUCAUCUGUACAAACAAUAGUACACAAGUAUAAUCACCAUGGCUUAAGGCUUCUGAAUUCAAGGAAACCUUUAGUACCAGUGAGAGUUUAAACCACAGACAAAAAGAUAUAUCAGUCAAUCUCUGACCCAGAGUAAUUGAUAUUUUGGUGGAAACUAAACCAGUUGGGUUGAGGUUUUCAGUGAUGAUCCAAGUAUAAAUUGUUAAUCCAUAUAAUUAGUAUUAUUCCAUAUCGUGAGAUAAUGUACCAAGCAGUGAUGAAAUACACACGAAGAAAAAAAAAAACUCUAAAUCCAAACAAACACUAAUGAAGCAUGCUGACAGGCAAACAUAGCUUUUAAGCAGCUAAUUACACAGCACACAAUGACAAAACAGAACAGCUUUAAAGUAACACAUUGAGUCUUUUGAACAAAGUUGUUCCUCAAAAUAGGGUUAUAGCAGACAUUAGCAAAUGUGAGCAUACUCUCAUUGCAUCUGCAAACACACAUACCCUUCCUCUCUUCCUUAUAAAGAAAUUUCUUCAUAGAGUAACUCCUAUGGCCCCCUAGAUGCAGGGGUGACAAUUACACUCAAAACAAUAGAAAACGUAGGAACAAUGAAGGACUGUAACAGCGGUUUACAGAAAAAUUCUAACUUUACAAUCUUAUUUUAUCUGCUUUGUAACCAUGGCAGUUUCAGUUAGGAUCUAAUUUAGGACAAAAGUUAUUACAGAAUAACUUUUCCUAAAUGCAUUAUCUUUUUUUUAAGUACAAAUAAGGAAAGAGGAUUACAGAAGCAUAUGCCAAACUUCUAAAGUGUGUUGAGUGGUGGUGGCGUAGUGGGAUAAAGCACAUAACUGGUCAUCAGAAGGUUGCUGGUUCAAUCCCCAUAGCCAUCACCAUUGUGUCCUUGAGCAAGGCAGGUUGCUCCAGGGGGAUUGUCCCUGUAAUAAGUGCACUGUAAGUUGCUUUAGAUAAAAGCAUCUGUAAAAUGUCCAUACUUUAGAUAACCCCACUGUUAUUCUAACUUUAAAUUUAUUUUAAAGCCAAAGGUUACAGUCACAUUACAAUAGUAUGUAUCAUAACUAGCACUGUCCAAGAAUGCUGCACCUGUAAUGCAAAUCUGAUAAUCAGAAUAAUAAUGAUAAUUCAGCAUUAUAUUAUAAUAAUCAAUUUGAUGUGCCCCACUGUAAUAAUUUAGUAUUAUGCAAUGUUCAACUGGGUUUCAAAAAUAAGUUAGUGAAGUAGCUUUGCACAACUUUAUUUAUUAUUCACAUAAAUGUAUUUGUAAAAACAUACGAAGGUAAACAAUGCUUUUUAUAAAGCUACUAUGAAUCAUUGUAUAUGAAAUAUAAACAUAAAUGUGCAUAUCAAUGAAAAUUAUUGAAUUUCA